Molecule: messenger RNA, 1605 nt
Organism: Penicillium daleae
Lineage: Eukaryota; Fungi; Ascomycota; Eurotiomycetes; Eurotiales; Aspergillaceae
Product: putative C6 transcription factor
Exons: 3
Coding region: 1-1605 (534 amino acids)
Biological process (GO): regulation of DNA-templated transcription
Molecular function (GO): DNA-binding transcription factor activity, RNA polymerase II-specific; zinc ion binding
Source: RefSeq, a predicted model, not a curated record
AUGGUCUAUGAGGGUAAGCCGAGCACUGGAUGUUACCCUUGUCGAAAGCGGAAGAUCAGGUGCGAUGAAGCCCGCCCCAACUGUCGACACUGUUAUGUCUAUGGGCGCCCAUGUCCAGGCUACCGGUCUGAUGCGAUCUUCCGCAAUGAAUCCAGGAAAUUUGAGCGGCUAGCAAAGAAAGAUGCAAGUUCCGGUUCCAGCGACAGCUCUAGUUCCAAUUCUUCUCCUCCCAAGCGUCAAGCACAACCGCCAGCACGCCCGCCUCAAGCGUCGGCAUUAGCAGUGUACCGCGUUGCGGACCCAACGUGGGAACACCGCGCGCUCUGUUACUUUUUUGAUCAAUACACUACUCCUGCCGAAGACGAAGGUGGCGUGGCCCAUCUCGAGUACAUCACCUCGCUGUAUGCACGCUACGGCGAGGGCAGCCCUCGAGCCGAGGUAUCACCGUCUGCCUGUCUGCGAUGGGCCGUAAACGCUACAGCGCUGGUGACUCUCGCCCAUGUGGCACAUGCGCCGCCGCUGAUGAUCAAGGCGCGACAGGGUUAUGGGAAGGCGGUUCGCAGCCUGCGGGCGGCGUUGGCUUCGCCGGACCAGGUGGCUAAUGAUGAGACCUAUGCUUCCGUUGUGCUUCUUUCGUUGUUCGAGGACAUCACUGGUGAACGGGAUGGCUUGUUCGGUUCUCAUACGGCCGGGUUGGAGCUUCUUACGAAAUUGCGAGGCGAGAGUCAGUUGAGGCAUCAGCUGGGACGUGAGAUGUUUAUCUUUGCCUGGGCGCAAAUCGUUGUUGAGAUUCUCGCUUUGGGAGGCAAGACCCGAUGCAAUUUUGACUGGGCUAUGGGCAUGCUGGAUGAGAACGACCCUGUUGAGAGUCUCAUGCUUGCAACAACCAGACUCUGUCAGCUUUUCAUAUCCUUGCAAUCCGCCCCAAAUCCACCGGACCAGGCCACCCUCGAAUCCUGGAUCGCCGCUUGUCAAGAGUCUGACUUUGAACUCUCUCAAUGGACUCUUUAUCUCCCAGAUCACUGGCUCCCGUUAGUUGUCUACUCCGCCAAAGGGGAACCUCUCCUAACCUCCCACCGCAUCUCCAACGCCGUGAUCCGGGGUUGCUACCGUGCUGUCCGCGUGAUUCUACAGCAACAACUCCUCAACCUUAACCACACUCUCAUCUCCAUCAAUCAGAAGAAUCAACAAUCUGGAGACCCAGCACCGGUCGAGGGCAAAUUUGACGAGAAGAGUGUGCGGUCCGUCAUCCGGGAAAUGAUCCCGGAUAUGUGUCGCAGCAUGCCUUUUUGGUUAUCAGAUGUCGAUACUCUCGGACGGCCCAAGAAGCCCAGCGACAAUUGGCGGCCGGUUCGUGCCGCGCAGGCCUAUGGUCUGCUUUGGCCGCUGUGGUGUAUGAUAUCCUGCGGCAUGCCGACCCCGGCCCAAAUGCAGCAGAUGAGCACAGUGCUCUUGAGAGGCGGCUCAUCGCUCGGCAUUAAAUUGGCGCUGAUUCUGGCGCGCGAAGCGGAACGUAUCCGAGGGGAGUCUGGACUUUCCGAAAUACCCGUGGUCGGUCCUAAAUCUAGUAGGAACAUCAUGGGCGAUGGGGUUUGUACAUUUUAA